Saccostrea cuccullata (small rock oyster) is the source of this 2659-nucleotide messenger RNA. RefSeq names its product glycosylated lysosomal membrane protein-like. The record is from RefSeq and is a predicted model, not a curated record. The coding region runs from base 59 to 1315 and encodes 418 amino acids. The transcript is spliced from 6 exons. Gene Ontology annotation, cellular component: lysosome. Lineage: Eukaryota; Metazoa; Mollusca; Bivalvia; Ostreida; Ostreidae.
UGAAUGCUAGUCAUGUGACGGAUCUUGUCAUCUGUUUGGGGAGCUGUGGAGCAGAAAUAUGCUAUUCAAAAGCUUUAUAGCAAUUUUUUGCUUUUCUUUUGUUCAUAGUGAUGGGCCAGUUCGGAGUAUGACCACAUUCUUUAACCCUGGCUGUGAGUCACAGAAAUGUGAAGAAUGUAGUCCUGGUCUUGCUUACAUUGUGUCCAAGGGAGAUAAUGACAUUCUGCACUAUAUCAUAUCAGCAAUAGGGGGUCCACCUUCAGCACUAGUAAUUAAGACUAACAAACCAAAAGGCAAAUUCCAGCUUCAGAUUGACUGUAAAAAGAUUGCUUCUAAAAAUGAAACAGAAAGAAGGGAAGCUAUAAUCAAACCAGAUGGUGUAAAGGAGCUAUAUUCAUUUGGGGUUGUGUUUACAAGGCUGUUCCAGUACAAUGACACCGCUGACAAAGCCGAUAUAAAUUACUACAACAUCAACAGCACUGCCUGGAGAGUGUAUGACUUUGACAAGUUUGAGUGGCAGGAUCUAACUAUGUGGUCAUCCAAUGAUUUCAUCGUGAUGAAGGUCAAAACUAGUGGAGAAGUGAUGGAGAGGGCUUUUUACAAUGAGUCUUUAUUGCUACAGUUUCACUUGUUUGAUCACAGUGACAGAUCUACAGAGUUACCCCACCUUCAGUAUGAUGCCGAGUCCACUCAGAUUGAUUUUACCCUCCAGGACAUAGACACAGGGAACUCCUCCUCAGCUCGGUGGGGUCUAGAGGCCGUCCUCAUAGGGCAGGACUCCACAGACAAACCCAUGUCCAUCGUCACUAAGAAGUCUGUAGAUGAUGAGUACACACCUGGAGUCUUUCAGGUAUCUAACUGGUUAACUCGGCCAGGGAAUGAGGACAAUGGAGGCUAUUUACAAUGGAAGCCUGUUUGUUACUUAAAGUCUGCCAGGGCUCGCUCAGUAGCCACGAAAGUUGACACCACUGGACUCGUAUAUACUGAAUAUGUAGAUGAUUUCCUGAAUAACAGCAUUUUAUAUUCAUAUUUCUCCGAUAUUCAGAUGGUAUCAAGAUAUGCAACAAAUUUCACAUUUGGUCUGGAAAAAGAUGGUGGAUUCACUAAAACUAACUAUACUUCUUGGACUGCCCAGCUUGGCUAUGGUGCCCCUCCCAUGGACAAAGUUUCCUCCCUAGUGGUGGGGGUGAUAUCAGCGGGGCUAGGGAUACCGGUCAUCAUCAUCAUGUUUGGGGGACUGUUUGUGGUCAUCAAGAAGAAGACUGCCAGGGGAGAGUAUGCUGAUUUAGACAAAGAUCAGUCAACCAUACAGUGAGAGAAAAGAGACAAAGUCAUAGAAAUUUUCCAAAAUACUCCUGAACAAAAUAAUAUCUGGUGCUCAAACGAAAGUGUGGAAACAUUUACAAUGUUUUGUUUCCUUUUUAUCAUUGUAUGUGAGUUUUAUUUGAAAGAUUGUUUAAUAGAAUAAUUGAAGAGCUGAAAAUGUUAAUCACUACCAAGUGUAGGGAAAGGUAGAAUAAUAUAUAAAACCAUAACGCUACAGUUCUGCAGCUGUACUAAGCCCAUCACUACUUCAUUCAUAACUCUGCAUUUAAAUAUGCAUUUAUGAAUGGGUGAUAUGUGUUCUAAGUGAAUAAAUAUCUGUUCUAGACUUGUUUGAAUCCUCUAUUAAUUAGUUUUCUUAAGAUUUUAAAAAGGAUUUUUGAGAAUAUGACUAUGUAAUGUUGAUGUUUGUGUGAAUGCUGUAAGAGGAAAGUUUGUCUCUUGUGAUAUUUUUUUCUGCUGAAAUGUUUAUGUCAUUUUUUUCUGUUGAAAUGUUUAUGUCAUUUGUACAUGUUUGAACAUAUGUCACUCAUUAGUUAUUCCAUGUUCCUACAUGACGAAUCUCCAAUACAUGCAUAUUUUGUUUAGAUAUUGAGUAAUAAUAAUAAUAAAAAUAACAAUUUUUUUAACUUGAAGAAGCAUUUCUUCCAGCGAAUACAUAAUACAUACAAUUUAUACACAUUUAUAUGUUACAGGUAACUUAAUUAGAUUUUAGCUGUUAAUUUUUGGAAACAAACACAUUUUUUCUUAGUGCCAUAUACAUAUAUGCAAUACAUGCAACAAUUUUUUGUCUGUACAUGUAUCUUAAAAAUUGAACAUUUCAUUCAUUUGUUUCAUGCUACUUAGCUACCUAGUGAGUCAUGUCCCUUUAAUAAUUGCAGUUAUUAUUUGCUUAUUAAUUUUUGUGGAACUUGUACAGUUGUUGUAAGUUAAUAUUUUUUUUCAAAGAGAUGAAAGUGGUAUGUGUACUGUGAAUUGGUACCGGUAUGUGCAAAAGGACUAAACGCUGAGACAGAAUAUUCCAAUCUCUAGUUUCAUCUGUAUAUAGACUUGUGUUUUAAGUGCUUUUGAAUCAACAAAUAUCUAUAAAGUUUACAAUUUUUUGUUUUAUGAAAUGUCAUCUGUCUGAGCAUGACAAGAUGAUCCUGGAUGUCUGUGAUAUUUCCAUUACUAUGAGUGAGUGGUGCCUUUGAGGUGUCGACACUUUAAGAUGUAGAACUCAAGUUAUAAACUAGGUCAGAUGAUAAACCUGUAAACAGAGAUGUAUCUCUUAUAUUCUAAGUAUCAGCUAUAUACAUGUUGUGAAUAAAAGAACCAAUAAAGAUUCUCAAUGCUC